GCGUACUGACAUUCUUGUCCCAAUAUAGUUAAUAUAUAGUCUACAACUUGGCACAUCACUAAUCCAAUUCUAAAGAAGACUCAUCAUCACAAGUCGUCUUACAAUUUUUACUAUAAAUACUUUGGAAUCCCCAUAGCUUGAUAAAAAUCACAAAACCAAUCGAAAAAACCUCCAUCACACAGAAGAAGAAGAUAUAAGCUAUAAUGGCUGCAAGGAAACCGUCGGUGAGGCAUCCAAGCCACAACCAUCCAUUGCGUGGUCACAAAGCCCAAGUUGAAGAAGAGAUCAUCUGCUCUGGCUGCGACUUAGACCUGGUAGGUGCAGCUUUUAAAUGCACAAAGUCAGAAUGCGAUUACUUCUUGCAUAAGUCAUGUUUCGAGCUUCCACGAGAGACUCGUCACAAGGCUCACCCGAAUCACCCUUUGACCCUGCUUUUUUCCCCACCGUACGAGUCAACUUAUACGUGCGAUGCCUGCGGUGAGUAUGGAUCCGGAUUCACUUACAACUGCUCUACCUGCCAGUACGAUGUUCAUGUCGGGUGUGUGUCCAUGCCUGAGUCUGUGGAGCGUGAAGGACACGCGCAUCCGCUCACAUUGCUCUACCGUUCUCCUUACCAGAACGGUUUGAUAUUUAAUUGUGAUGUUUGUCAAGAAACUGUACCGGAUAACCUCUGGUCCUAUUACUGCAAGGAAUGUGAUUACGGCACUCAUUUACAUUCUUGCGCGGUAGAGGAGGAAGAAGAAGAAGAAGAAGAAGAAGAAGAGCCAAAAAGAGGAAGCGCAAGAGGAAACACAAACAACGGUGGAAAUAAAGGAUCAGGAAGGGGGUCAGCGGCUUCGGAGUUAGCAGCAAUGUUGGAAGCACAAAGGGAGAUGGAGAGGAUGCAGAUAGAGUUACAUAUGGAGAUGCAAAGAGCUAAGAUAGCGAAGAAAGCGAGAAAGGCUUGUCUCAAAUUGAUCUAAUUAAAAAAAGUUAAAAGGUUUAUAUUAUAAAUAAAAAAAAACUUGUACUGAUCAUAUGAAAUACGUUUCUCUCGAGCUAUCUCUUCAGGAUUUGUUGAUGCUUUUAAAACUCGUUUAAAUUGUAUCUUGUGGAUUUGGACGUUCUUGUUUUUUUCAUUGAAUUCUUGCAAGCUUUCAUGUUUGUUAUUAUAUUUUCCUUUGAAUAAAAAGCCUUUUUGACUUUA
Molecule: messenger RNA, 1186 nt
Organism: Camelina sativa (false flax)
Lineage: Eukaryota; Viridiplantae; Streptophyta; Magnoliopsida; Brassicales; Brassicaceae
Product: protein VACUOLELESS GAMETOPHYTES
Source: RefSeq, a predicted model, not a curated record